This is a messenger RNA of Nilaparvata lugens (brown planthopper), 7051 nucleotides long. RefSeq names its product cGMP-specific 3',5'-cyclic phosphodiesterase. Gene Ontology annotation, biological process: signal transduction. NCBI's taxonomy places the organism in Eukaryota, Metazoa, Arthropoda, Insecta, Hemiptera, Delphacidae. Gene Ontology annotation, molecular function: protein binding; 3',5'-cyclic-nucleotide phosphodiesterase activity. The record is from RefSeq and is a predicted model, not a curated record. Bases 180 to 3236 code for a protein of 1018 amino acids. The transcript is spliced from 23 exons.
UCAGCUCAGUUGCCGACCAUCAGUCGAGCCUGAUGCUAGUCGCGCGUCGGCUGUCGCCUCUCCCCUCUCACUCACACUCACUUGGCCAGCUAACGCACCUCUCGCUCCCAUGUGGCUCAACCAGCAUUCGGAAGAAUGUGAUGCUUGGCGUGUAGGAAAACUAUUCUGAAUUAGCUGGGAUGUCAGAGGAAGAGGACGCGGACGAGGCAGCGGGGCUGUGGGCGGACCUCGAGCGACACCCGGAGCUGGUGCAGCGCUGGCUGCGUGAAAAGGCCUCACCACAGCUCAUCCGCCGCCUCCUCGACAGCCCACGGCGAGCCUCCCUGGCAGCGACCGCCCCCGGAGGCGGUGACUCCCCUUUCCGCGCCGACUCCACCAACUCGCUGGCACCGUCAACCUUCGACGAGCCCCGCGGCAAACGCAGCUCGGUCACCUCCGAAUUGUUCCAGCUGUGGCUUGCUUCCUCGCCCAUCAAACGAGCCAAGUCUCCCAACAGUAGGCCACGAGUGAGUGGAGAAUGGAGGAGACAGCUGGGACUUCUGGACGAAGGCGAGCUGUUCAUGGAGCUGAUCCGCGACGUGUCCAAUGAGCUGGACAUCGACGUGCUCUGCCACAAGAUCCUCGUCAACGUGGGCCUCCUCACGCACGCCGACCGCUGCAGUCUCUUCCUGGCACGGGGGCCUCCCGAUAACCGUUACCUAGUCGCCAAAUUGUUCGACGUCACUGUCGAUACAGAGCUGGAAGACGCGCUGCAAAAAGCCAAAGCGGAGGAGAUAAGGAUUCCGUUCGGCGUGGGAGUGGCGGGGUCGGUCGCACAGACCCGGCGCGUCAUCAACAUAAACGACGCCUAUGAGGAUCCUCGAUUCAAUAGUGAAAUAGAUAUGAAGACUGGCUACAAAACAAACCUCAUACUUUGUGUUCCAAUUUGUAAUUAUGAAGGCGAUGUAAUUGGCGUUGCUCAGAUAAUCAAUAAAACGGACAGCUCCAAUCAGUUUACAGAUAGAGAUAUCGAAGUUUUUCAACGAUAUCUCACUUUCUGUGGCAUUGGAAUUCAGAAUGCACAGCUAUUUGAAAUGUCUGUCCAAGAGUUCAGAAGGAAUCAAAUCCUGUUGAACUUGGCGCGGAGCAUUUUUGAAGAGCAGAGCAACCUGGAAUGCCUGGUGACGAAGAUAAUGAAUGAAGCCCGAGAUCUGCUCAAGUGCGAGCGGUGCGCGGUUUUCCUUUUAGACCCAGAGUGCUGCGAAGCGAGUCACAUGGAGCGAAUACUGGAGCGUCCCGGCAGAGUUUUCCAAGAGAGAAAGCCGUUGUGUCGACGAGAAAGCAAUAACGUAAAUAUAGAAGAUAUUUUCGAACUACAUGGAGAAGAAAAAAGAAUAGACUUCACCACAGUGUUCGAGUUAAGAGCGAAAUCACAAUCAGCAGAAAUAUUCAGGCCUACAACAAGUGAACUUCAAAACUCACGACUAGCACAAAUAGCCCGAUAUGUUGCUCACACAGGACAAAUCCUCAACAUUGGCGAUGUAUCAUCGUGGAUGAAUCAGGAAGUCCAAGAAUCAGAUGGAUUCAUCACCAGGUGUAUUCUUUGUAUGCCAAUCGCAAAUGGCCAGAAAGAAGUGAUUGGAGUCGCUCAACUAAUUAAUAAGGAAACAGGACAACCAUUCACGGAUGGAGAUGUCUCAAUAUUUGAGGCAUUUGCAAUAUUUUGCGGCCUAGGGAUACAUAAUACACAGAUGUAUGAGAAUGCAUGUAAAUUGAUGGCUAAACAAAAAGUUGCUCUAGAAUGUCUAUCAUAUCAUGCAACGGCAUCAGUUGACGAUACCAUAAAACUUAAUGAAGAUACAAUUCCUAAAGCAGAGGCCUACAACUUAUACAGCUUCACUUUCAUCGAUUUUGGCCUAAGUGAUGAAGAUACAUGCAGGGCAACGAUUAGAAUGUUUCUGCAAUGUAAUCUAGUGGAUCAAUUCCAUAUACCAUAUACUGUUUUAUGUAGAUGGAUCCUGAGUGUGAAGAAAAACUACCGUCCGGUUAAAUACCAUAAUUGGCGACAUGCUCUAAAUGUAACACAAACUAUGUUUGCAAUGCUUAAAACUGGGAAAAUGGAAAGAUUUAUGAGUGACCUUGAGAUUCUUGGAUUACUUGUUGCUUGCCUAUGCCAUGACUUGGACCAUCGGGGGACAAAUAAUGCAUUUCAAACAAAAACAGAAUCUCCUCUGGCAAUAUUAUACACAACCAGCACAAUGGAGCAUCACCAUUUCGAUCAGUGUGUUAUGAUUUUGAACAGCGAAGGCAAUAAUAUAUUCGAGGCUUUAAAUCCAGAAGACUACAGAACUGUGAUGAAAAUUGUUGAGAACUCAAUCCUUUCAACCGAUCUGGCAAUGUACUUUAAAAAAAGAAGUAGUUUCUUAGAAUUAAUUGAGAAUGGAGAGUUCGAUUGGCAGAGUGAAGGGAAAAAAGAAUUACUGUGUGGAAUGAUGAUGACAGCUUGCGAUGUGAGCGCCAUUGCCAAACCAUGGGAAGUCCAGCACAAAAUGGCCAAAUUAGUGGCAGAUGAAUUUUUCGACCAAGGAGAUCUGGAGAAAUUGCAGCUGAAUCAACAACCAGUUGCCAUGAUGGAUCGGGAGAGGAAAGAUGAAUUACCACAAAUGCAAGUUGAAUUCAUAGAUAUCAUCUGUCUUCCACUCUAUAAGGUGCUAUCCGAUACAUUUCCAUGGAUCAAGCCACUAUACGAAGGCUGCAUUGAAAAUAAGCAGCACUGGCAAGAUUUAGCAGAAAAGGUUGAAAUGGGAUUGACUUGGAUUGAUCACGACGUCAUUGAGAAGCCAGUCGAAGAGUUUUCAGUUCUGGACGUGACAAAGGAUAUAGAGUUCACAGUCACAACACUCAACUGUGCUCAUGCUGCUGAGAAAAAGCCAAGUGUGCCAACCGAUCAAACAAAUCCAACAUCGACCAAAACUGCACAGAGAACAAACAACGGGUCGGUAACGGCGAGAUUCACGAGUUUGAGGCGAACCAAACACCUGGGAAAAUCAGUUCGCGCUCGGCUCAGUCGCUCCAUGUACAACACGACGCGGCCGCCUGAAGAUGAGCCCACGUCACCCACUGCUACCCAAGCGCAUGCCCACGCACCCGCCAUCAGCGAGAGCAAGAGUUGGGCCACCGCCCCUCCCCAACCUCAAACCACUACCGUCACCACUCAUCCCCACAAAACAAAAAGCAAAUUGUGCAUGCUAGUUUAGAUAGUUCCUACUUUCAAAAUAAAAUUCUCUGUCUUCCUUCGCAAUUAUUAUCAUAUGAGUAAUGUUCCAUAAUAUUUCAAGUUUAUACUUUCCAUUUUCCCUUUAAUUUUUUCCAGAUAGAUCAAUAAUAUUUUAAUUCCAGCAUGUUAUUUUUGAAGACGGAAGUUUUUACUUAGUUCAACAGAAUAACUACCGUAAUGAAUUUGAUGAUUCUGUCAAUACGUAAUGAAUCGCAAAAUUAUCAUUCUUCUUCUUGAAGUACAGUAAAUGAGAAAAUAACCUUUUUCCGAAAAACAAUCAUAUUUUCGCCAACUUUGGUUCCACUUGAGAAGGGGUUUUACUUGGUUUUGAAAAAAAAAUUUGUUGUAGUUGAGACACUGUGUUACUUGUAAAUAUUUGAAAUAACACUUACUAUUCUUGGAGUAUUGAGGAAUGCAUUUCACUCCUGAAGAGGAGCUUCAUCAGCCUGAUGAGGCUGAGAGGCUAAUGAAGCUCCUCUUCAGGAGUGAAAUGCAUUCCUCAAUACUCAAAGAAUAGUAAAUGUUUUUUUUCAAAUAUUUACAAGUAACACAGUUUUUGAACUACAAAAAAAGUUAUUAUAUAGGAUAGUGUUUCGUCAUGGAAAGCAACAUCAAUUUCAAAAAACUAUUUAUACGAAAAAUGGUGGUCAUGGCUGUUAAUAGACUGCUGCAACAUUGAAACAACAUAAAAAUACUUGUAAGCUUUGAGUGCACUUGAGAAGUUCUGAGAGAUGAUUGAGAGUUCAUGAUUGCACCAAUAUUUUUCUUCUAAUGGUAAUGGAAUGAGUGCGUUGAGAUGAUCAAAUGUCAAUGUCUAUAAACGGGAUUCGAACUCACGGACCACACACACACACACAGUUGUUGGUUCUAGGUGAUGGUUAUAACGUCCCAGAACACUAGACCAACCGGGCUGAGUGAGUAAAAUGUAUUAGUAUACCAUCAAAUGUUUCGUAUUUGAUCAACCAAACAUACCUAAGUAAUGUUGGCUAGUCAUGGAAAAGUGCAACUUGAUAAAUUAUUCCAAAAGGUCAAGUUCAUUAGGCCUGCCUAUUCUACCUCACAUCAAACCUUCUAUAAUUCAAGAUAGCUUGAUUAAUCUGUCUUCAAUUUUAGGAUAGUAAGUUAUUUAUUGUGUAGGCUGGAUGAAUUUUCCAGUUAUCAGAUUCUGUUGAACUUUUUCAGCCUGCUAAUAAAAUAUCCUAUCGCCUUGUAUCCUUCAGCAAUAAAAUUCUAGUCAUUUAUAUACUCUAUCUAGUCAGGUCUGCUCUUACUAGUAUUCUUUCUAGUCAAUUUGAAUAAGUAUGAAAAUUGUUAUAUUUAUUGCAACUCUUUUAAAAUAAGAAAAUAUAAUUCAUUGAUGUACCCUUUCUGAAAUGAUCAAUAUGAAAAAAUUAAUUUGUUCUACCUAGUAAGAUGCAAUACAGUACCUAUGUUCAAAUGACAUAUUGAAAAGAAUCAGUAGUUUUGGAAGUUGUUAUUUGAUGUUAGGAACAUGAUUGUAAUAUUACUUCAGGCCUAUGUUGGACAUGGAAAACUUCAAAUUGUGUGAGAGCAUUUCAAUAAUGCUGCACGGCACUUAAAAUUGAUAACAGUUUUCCACGAAUUAUUUUUGAAUAAAUGAGAAAUUAGCAUGUAAGUCGAAAUAAUUAAGUAGUAUCUCUUUGUCUCUCCCUUUAAUAUUGACUGUUGAAAGUUUAAAUAAUGUUAGUUGUAUAAAAGCCAUCUUCUCUUCUAUGAUGUAUGUUGAAAAAUAAAUAUUAUAAUGUGUUUCCAUUUGUAAAUAAUAGUAUUUUAAAUACGGCUUAUACUUUGUACAGUGUCCCAAAAAAUCUGGAUCCCAGGACCGACCAAAACGGUAUUCUACUAGGUACUAGUUGAAACAAAAAGAAAAUGUAUCAUUCAGUGUCGGAUUAGGUUUGGGUGCAACCCUUACUUUUGGGUUACAGUAGAGAGCACUUCAUCUUCAAAAAAUAAAACCAGUUUUCUGAAGAAUUUCAUUUUUAUCAAGAUACCCGUUCAAACACUGAGAAAUAAUCUAGUUAACUUGAAUAACAUUUGUAGCCCAAUUGUUUAUAAUAUAUAUAAUUAUUGAUAAAUACACACUGACAAUAUUGCCAAGGAUUUCAUUGAAUUGAUGCAAAGACUUUACAUGAAAGCCUCAACAUUUCAACGAAAUAUGUUGUUUUUCAAGAACUGUUAUAAACUCAUUUGAAUAAGACUUAACAAUUGCUGAUACAUUUCAAAAUCAUUGGGAGAGUUUUUUCUAAUGAAAAUAUUUAUUCUGCCAGCUUUGGGGUUCUGGAGACAUGAUUUUAUGGGACAGUCUGCGUAUUAUUUGAAUGUUAUAGGGUGAGAUAAUUUAUUAGUUCUAGGCUAUUUGAAACCAGAUGAUAAAGGAGCAUUUAUAUUUUGUUAUCAUGAAAUAUUUUAUACAAUAAGUGGCUGUGGUUUUUGAUGAUUGUUGGUCUCACCUAUACAAAUGUACAUAACUUGACAUACAAUAGGUAUGACUCUGGUUCAUAGUGAAUCUAUGUGUGAGUUUGUAUCUACAAAUCCAGUAGAUCUGAUAAUUUGCACUUUUUAUAAUGUUUUACACUAAUUGGAGAUUCUAUGUACAAUAAUUCUUAGGUGUGUGAAGUAAAGUUGACAAUGGAGUUACUGUGAUUCUUGAAUGAGUUUAUUUAAUUAUGGAGAAACUGUGAUAGUAUUAAUAGCAGAGAUUGAAAGAUGAAAAGCUGUCUGGCAGGGAAUAGGCUUAAUAGCAGGAAAAUGUUCAGGAAUGUGAGUAUAAUAUUUUCAAUUGAACUACAUUGAUUUGCCUCAAGGUAUGUGGGAGCUAAUCAGAGUGGAAACAGAUUAAUGAAGUGGCAACACAGCACCUAAUAAAUGAGUUCAAGUGAUGUAUACGAAUAUUGAAUGGAAAAUGAGAGAAAAAUAAUUAUAUGAGUUUUCUUAUAACUUGAUGUCAUCCUGAAACCUUCAUUUUCAAAACUUCACAAAAUUAAAACUAUCGAUGUGAAGCAAUUUUAAAACAAACCUGGAAGAAUAGCGUUAUCGUACAAGAAAAUUUUCAAAAGGUUAAUGAGUGGCGUCUAUUAUAUGAGAAUGAAAUUCAUAUUCACGGGUAUCCAAUUCAAUAGUGGUGAUUCAAGUUGAGAAAUCUUAUAAGUAUGUGGGAACCAUAAAAAUAUUGUCAAAGGAGGAAUUCAGUGCAAUAAUCUGAAAUAAUAUAUUGUGUGUUUCCACAAUAUAACAGCAUUACAGAAACGCCGUUCAUAUAUCAAAUUGAUAUUUCAAGAUCAAAUGUGACAAAACAAGUAUUUCAGAUUUUACAAAAACCAGUGACUUUAGAAGACCAUAUUGUUUCUGUAUAGUCAAAGAAUAGAGAUGAAAUGGAUAUCUAUUGUGAAAAUUCUAACUAUACAACUUGAAGAAUUCAGGAAAUUAAAUACAGAAUUUUGAAAUGUUAUUCCAAAUAUGGUCUACUUUGGCAUCCCGAAAAUUGAAAUAGUUUCCAUGUAUUUCACAAAUUUCAAUACCGUACUAAUAUUAAAAUUCUCUCUCUCAAUUUGUGUGAUUUUCUUUUUAUUUGGUGUGCGAACAGUGAAAAAGCAAUAUUGAUUAUUUGUAAGUAGUUGAAUGUGCAAUUCUAUUUGUAAAUAAAAUUCUUCCAUGUAAAAUUUAUACAUAAUUGAAUGUAGUAGAUCCAAUUAUAAAACUGUAAAUAGAAUUUCAAAUUUGUCGAAUCAACUUCACCUGAAAAGGCCUAAAAUAAACCUUACUAUUUGUACUGUG